Molecule: messenger RNA, 2670 nt
Organism: Maylandia zebra (zebra mbuna)
Lineage: Eukaryota; Metazoa; Chordata; Actinopteri; Cichliformes; Cichlidae
Gene: vax1
Product: ventral anterior homeobox 1
Biological process (GO): brain development; regulation of transcription by RNA polymerase II; central nervous system development
Cellular component (GO): nucleus
Molecular function (GO): DNA-binding transcription factor activity, RNA polymerase II-specific; RNA polymerase II cis-regulatory region sequence-specific DNA binding
Source: RefSeq, a predicted model, not a curated record
UGUGGAGGCAGCAAAAUUACCGUAAUCAAUUGAAACAGGCAGUGCGCAUCCAUGGCUCUGAUUAUUUGGAGAUCAUCUAUCAGCCUGAUGGCUGUGUAACGAGGAAAGGGGGGCAUUGAAUUACUAUUGAGAUUUACUGAGAAGUCCAUGAUCAUUGGGCAAGGGAGUUUGGUCAGUGAUAAUAGGACUCCUUGGUCUGGCGGCGGCGGAAGUAUUUCUCCAAACAUUAGAUAGCUGACUCUGCACUGCUGAAAGGUGCUGUUUUGAAACUAAAACCCAUAGUGUCCGGACAGGCUGGUGAGCUGCAUUCUCCAUAAUCUCCUUUUCCCCCCACCUGACAAAGGAAAAUCAGAGGUGGACGAGCGGCGGCUCUAAGAGGAUAAACUGAGCAUGGAGGUCAGAUACAACCAAGAGACUGAAGGGAUGGUGCUGAAGAAUGGACUAAAGGAGGGGAAAGAUGGCAAGGACUCCCAGGGCAGCCUGACCAAAAGCUUCCUCAAGGACCAGCAGGACUCCUUUGCCCCCUCCGGGACCGUGGACACUUGUGACAAGAACAGAGGGAGCACAGGAGACCCAGACUACUGUCGGAGAAUACUUGUUCGAGAUGCUAAAGGCUCCAUAAGAGAAAUCAUCCUGCCCAAAGGUUUGGACUUGGACCGGCCGAAGCGUACCCGCACCUCCUUCACUGCAGAGCAGCUCUACCGUUUAGAGAUGGAGUUUCAGAGGUGUCAGUAUGUGGUUGGAAGGGAACGCACAGAAUUGGCCCGUCAGCUCAACCUCUCUGAAACUCAGGUGAAAGUCUGGUUCCAGAACCGCCGUACUAAGCAGAAGAAGGACCAGGGGAAGGACUCUGAGCUGCGUUCGGUAGUUUCAGAAACAGCAGCCACCUGCAGUGUCCUCAGACUGCUGGAGCAGGGCCGGCUGCUGACGCCUCCCGGCCUGCCGGGCCUCCUGCCUCAUUGCGGCGGUGGCACUCUGGGCUCUGCCCUGCGGCCGCCCUCCAUGGCCAUGGCCAGCAACGGCAGCAGUAGCAGCAGCAGUAGCGGAGGAAGCACCGGCACAGCAGGCGGCAGCCCCCCGCUACCCGCCGUCACCAGCUCAGGGACAGUGGCAAGCUUGCAAAGCUCACCGGCAGCUCACAGCCUUUUCAGCUUCCCUAUGCCCUCCUUACUCAGUGGCGUCGCCACCCGCAUUUCCUCCAACCCCCUCUCCAUGGCGGGCUCCCUGGCUGGAAACCUGCAGGAACUUUCUGCUCGCUACCUGAGUUCCUCUGCCUUUGAGCCUUACUCGCGGACCAAUGGCAAAGAAUCCAUGGACAAGAAAAUCCUGGAAUAAUGUUUUUACAUAGACGGAGUCCUGUUUCCUCAGGACACGUGCCGGUUAUUUUCCUUGGCUGUUAUUGUCAUUUUCUGGUUUCGAGCUGUCUCUUCAUCUGUCUGUGUCAUGUUUUGUAGCAGUUCAUGUAUUCCAGUUGCGCAUCUGGCGCCUUGUACAAGGAAGCAAACAUAAGCUCGUCUUAACAAAGAAAAGGUGGCAGUGGGGAGAUUUUGCACAAGAAGUUCAUAAAGGACUUUAUAAAAGAGAAUUAGAGAGAUAUACACUGGGAGAGUACUAACAGAUGUCUUUCUGUUAAUAAACAAAUAUUUAGUCCAAAAACCAACUAUAUACUGAAGCGCGUAGAGAAUACAGCUGCUACUGUGGUGCAUACAGGCUACGGCAGGGCGCUGAAGACUGGUGACGAGAACUGUAAAGUUAUGGUGAUGUUGUUGAACUGUGUUCUUUGAUUGUGAUGGGUAGGUGCGUGUCAGAGCAGUGAGUAGAUAUAGACAAACAACAUGAGACGUCAAACACCUGAGCAGCAGUUUGUGUCAUCCUGAUAAUUCAGCGCUUUUAAAAUUUUACCUUAGCAAGGCCAAUUUCCUGAAAUAGAAUUAAAGAAGGGGUCGAGUGUGCGAUUACAGGCCAGAGUGAAACCCAGGCGAUCAGAGAUGCAGAUGUGUCAUAAGAGCAUCUUUUGUAAAUCUGUAUUAUCUUUGAACCAAAACAGAAUCCCGAACAAUGUCGUCAUACAGCAUGAGAGCUGUUCACACACACACACACACAUAUAUAUAUAUAAGUGUGUGUGUGACUGUAAUUCCACUACGAGUUCUCCAGGUUCUGGUGUACAGUUUCUGUUGCGUGUUGGAGCUGAGCACAGGUACGAGCUACUGAAAGGGAGAAAAGGCUUUUCAGCUGAAACUGUUUGCUUUGUUGAACGCUACAAGGUAACAGCUUUUUCAAUCAUUAAGACAACCUUUCCUGUGCAAAAUUUCUUAAAUCCACAGCCUUCAGAAAAGAUUAAGGCCGAUGAUUCUUGUGGAGACUGAAUGAAAUUAUUGUAGUACUCAAGUACUGGAAAUGCAAAAUGUACCUUAAAGUUGUUAUUUUAUUGUAAAUUAUUUACUUCUGUAAUUAAUAGAUUAUUAGUAUAUCUGGAAAAUAAUGAAUGAAUGAAUGUAUUAGCAGGGUUGAGGAUUCAAUCAAAAGCUCUUUGGUGCUGUUGUUGUGAAAUAUCUUGAAAUUUGUGAAACGUGUGGUUCAAAUGUUGAUAUAUAUUAUGUAUACGGCUGCAGACAAAGACAAGUGUGUUUUUUUUCUUCCAUACAUGUUGCUAUAAAUUAAGUUAUGAUA